AUGACAUUGCUAGGAGCAACCCAAGACUGGUUCCACACCCUGCCAGUUGGGUUGAUCAGCAGCUUCAAGGAGCUAACUUAUGUCUUCACCAAAGAAUACACUUCUUACAGGACGAUCAAAAAGAACCUUGACCACCUAGCCAACCUGCAAAAGAAGUACGAUGAAUCCCUCCAAGAUUACAUCAAGAGGUUGAAAGCAGAAAGGGCGAACAUCAGUGGAUGUGACGACCGAAUCGCGUCAUCGGCCUUCAAGAGGGGCUUGCCAAUUAAGUGUGGGCUGUAUCGCGAGCUAACCAUCUCUCCCUGCCAAACACUAGUAGAAGUCCUUGUGACAGCAGAGUGCCAUGCAAUUUUGGACGAUGAUCGGACCGCCGCAGAGAAAGCUGCCAAGCAAGCCGAUCAACCGGUUGAGCAGGCAAGCCAACGAAACGACAUGAUAAAAGACAAGGAUGUAGGCAAGCGUGGAUUACAGCCUCAGAGAGGUGCUCUAUUUGCCGACAGCUAUACCAAGUUCACUAUCCCGAUACACCAGAUCUUAGCCCAUGUAAAGAACAUGCCUUGGUUGAAGAAACCAUCGCCUUUGAAGGAAAACCCAGCGAAGAAGGAUACCGGUAGAUACUGCGAAUUUCAUGAAUGGCACAGUCAUUACACAAAUGACUACUUCGCCUGGAAAAAGCACCUCGAAGAACUGGUUGGAGAUGGCCAUUGCAAGGAAUUCAUCGCAAAGAGGGCUAUCCAGCAAAUCAAAGAUCGUGACGCAGCUGCUAACAAACCUCCACGAAAAAAGUCAUACAGAUCAACAAAUCUAGCAAAUCCUAGCCGACUUGAAGAGGCUGAGUUGACCAUCAAGGAGCAAAAGAGAAAGAUCAUGCAAGCGACAAGCGCAUGUCUCCUAAGCUGUCACCUGCUACCCAGUCAUGGAAGACGAUCCCGACAUCAUCUUUUAAGGGAAGGAAGUUCCAAGACAAAGGAAUGCCCAUCACCUCCGAAGGUACUAUCCAGAAACUCCUCACCUAUCAGGUCGACUCCAAGCAGGCUGCCAGGCCUCCCUCACCUCCAUUGA
Molecule: messenger RNA, 1062 nt
Organism: Prunus dulcis (almond)
Lineage: Eukaryota; Viridiplantae; Streptophyta; Magnoliopsida; Rosales; Rosaceae
Exons: 1
Coding region: 1-1062 (353 amino acids)
Source: RefSeq, a predicted model, not a curated record